Messenger RNA from Staurois parvus, 272 nucleotides. Lineage: Eukaryota; Metazoa; Chordata; Amphibia; Anura; Ranidae. The record is from the annotation of a GenBank genome assembly.
AUCAGCUGUGUCCAAUCACAGCUGAUCACAUAGGGGACAUGUACACUGAUCAUCAGGGCACUGAUGAUCAGUGUGGCCCCAGAAGUGCCACCUGUCAGUGCUCAUCAGUGCCAUGUGCCAGUGCCACGUGCCAGUGCCCAUCAGUACCACAUAUCAGUGCAUACCAGUGCACAUCAAUGCCACAUAUCAGUGCCCAUCUGAGCUACCUUUCAAUGUCACCCAUCAGUGCCAGUCAGUGCCACCUAUCAAUGCCAAUCAGUGCCACCUAUCAG